AUGCCCGAAAGCAACAUGAGUAUAUCUGUGAACGGGCAGUCUCAAGUCCCUCCUGGCUUCCGAUUCCAUCCAACCGAGGAGGAACUUCUUCAUUACUACUUGAAGAAGAAGGUCUCCAACCAAAGGAUCGAUCUCGAUGUGAUUCGCGAUGUCGAUCUUAACAAGCUUGAGCCAUGGGAUAUCCAAGAGAAGUGUAGAAUCGGAACCACUCCACAAAACGAUUGGUACUUCUUCAGCCACAAGGACAAGAAAUACCCAACUGGAACUCGCACAAACCGCGCCACAGCUGCCGGGUUCUGGAAGGCCACCGGCCGUGACAAAGUGAUAUACAGCAACGGCAAAAGGAUUGGAAUGAGAAAGACUCUUGUCUUCUACAAAGGCCGAGCUCCCCACGGACAAAAGUCCGACUGGAUUAUGCACGAGUACAGACUCGACGACAAUACAAUCGACAGUACCAAUUCCUCGGUGGUUAUGCAGGUGGAAACAACACAAGAAGAAGGGUGGGUGGUUUGUCGAAUAUUCAAGAAGAAGAACCAUCACAAAACCCUAGACAGUCCUGUAAUGUCGUCCGUCACGAUUAGUACGGACACAAGGAGCUGCAACAGUGACCAGAUGAUGAUGUUCGAUUCGGAUAAUCAGAUGAACGAAGAAGGAGCUCUGGAGCAGAUAUUUCAGUACGUGGGACGAAGGGCUGAUAAUUGCAAGGAAGAGAUCAAAUACAAUAACAACCACCACAACACAAGAAUUUUUCAGUCCUUCAACAGUAGUACGGACAUGAACAAGCACAUGAACAGUAGUACUACUUUUACUACUGUUUAUAAUGACAAUGAAAGAUUCCUGAAACUUCCGAGCCUCGAUAGCCCAAACUCCACAAGCAGCCAAAACUGUUACCAACCCUUGCAAGGCUCGGAUCCCAAUAACUUUGGAUUCUCUAAUCAUAAUCAUGAUCAUCAUCAGACGGAGAUGAUCACCAACUGGGCAACUCUUGAUCGCCUUGUGGCUUCCCAGUUGAAUGGCCUAAGUACCGAUCAGGCUUCUAGACAAUUAGUCUGUUUCGCUACUCAACCCGCCAUGAAUUACUGCAGUACUAGUAAUAAUCAUGAUGAUGAUCAUGAUAAUCAUGACGAUCAUCUGCAAAUGUCCGCGGCCAUCCGAUCAUCAUCAUCUUCAUCCAACAAGCCUUACCAUGCCACCCACACUCAGGACUACAGCAACGAGAUGGAGCUGUGGAGUACUUUUGCCAGGUCAUCGUCGUCGUUGUCAUCAUCCAACCCGAUAUGCCACGUUUCAAACGCAUCGUUAUAACAGAACAA
Morus notabilis is the source of this 1313-nucleotide messenger RNA. RefSeq names its product NAC domain-containing protein 43. The coding region runs from base 1 to 1305 and encodes 434 amino acids. Gene Ontology annotation, biological process: regulation of DNA-templated transcription. The record is from RefSeq and is a predicted model, not a curated record. The transcript has 3 exons. Gene Ontology annotation, molecular function: DNA binding. NCBI's taxonomy places the organism in Eukaryota, Viridiplantae, Streptophyta, Magnoliopsida, Rosales, Moraceae.